AUGUUCACAAAUACGAUAAACAAAGACCAAGUUAUCUGGAGCUUCGGCUGUCUAAUCUUCGAGCUCUUCGCCGGCCGCCCCCUCUUCGUGGUCCCGGACAUGGGCAGCAGAGAAUCAGUCGACGACGACCACUUCUUGCAAUUCCACGACAUCCUCGGUCCGAUUCCGCAUUCGCUUUGGUCGAAGUAUUCACGCGCGCAUAUCUACCACAAUGAGAAGGGUGAGCUGGUGAAACACUACAUUGGUGAACUCUCAUCGGGGUCUGAGUCCGAUUCGGUCGAGCCUUUGGCUCCUCUUGAGGGAGCGUUUGAAGAAGAGAAACCGGAGGAUUUGACCGUGAAGGAUGCUGAAAAUGUGAAGAGGUUGUUGCUGUAUAUAUUGGACUAUGAUCCAGGCAAGUGGCCUUCUGCCGGGGAGCUGCUUGAGGAUCCGUGGUUUGUCGGAAUUGCCGCUGCGCUGGGGAGAGUUGGGAGGAAUGAGGGGUUGACCAGAGUGCUGUACUUGCUGCGCUGA
This is a messenger RNA of Aspergillus calidoustus, 513 nucleotides long. The record is from the annotation of a GenBank genome assembly. NCBI's taxonomy places the organism in Eukaryota, Fungi, Ascomycota, Eurotiomycetes, Eurotiales, Aspergillaceae.